GAGUUUCUUGGCCUCAUCGCAGGUGGCUUCCCAAAGGCCCCACAGUCCUCCACUUCCUGGGGAGGCAGCAGGCGAAUAAAGCCAGCGGAGACUCUUUUCCUCUUCAUCGUCCCGGCCACCACUGCUUCAGCCUCUGCCUCCCAGCCUCUUUCUGAGGGGAAGGACAAAAUGAAGUGGAAUGCCCUUGUCACUGCGAUGAUCCUGCAGGCACAGCUCCCGACUACAGAGGCACAGAGCUUCGGCCUGCUGGAUCCCAAACUCUGCUACCUGCUGGAUGGAAUCCUCUUCAUCUAUGGUGUCAUUGUUACUGCCCUGUUCCUGAGAGUGAAGUUCAGCAGGAGCGCAGACGCCCCCGUGUACCAGCAGGGCCAGAACCAACUCUAUAACGAGCUCAACCUAGGACGAAGAGAGGAGUACGAUAUUUUGGACAAGAGACGGGGCCGGGACCCUGAGAUGGGGGGAAAGCAGAGAAGGAAGAACCCUCAGGAAGGGCUGUACAAUGCACUGCAGAAAGAUAAGAUGGCAGAGGCCUACAGUGAGAUCGGGAUGAAAGGGGAGAACCAGCGCCGGAGGGGCAAGGGGCACGAUGGCCUUUACCAGGGACUCAGUACGGCCACCAAGGACACCUACGACGCCCUUCACAUGCAGGCCCUGCCCCCUCGCUAACAGCCAGGGUAUUUCACCAGUGAAAGGCAGGACCUGCAGAUACCCAGAUUGAGACACAGGAUAAAGCAUUUACAACCCGGUUCACUCAUCUCAGCCACGAAAAGUAUUCCCCUUCAUGUACAGGAUGCUUUGGUCAUAUUCAGCUCCAAAACAUCACAGACUGCUGUCCUCGCACUCUUUAAGGGAGCGUGCCCCCCAGGGCUCACGGCCCUGGCCUUGGGCCCUCUGAUUUUCCAGUGGUGCAGGCAGACCAGUCUCCUGGCAGCUACGUGAUCUCCCUGGGAGGUGGGUAUGCUGUCUCGCAGCUGAGCUGUCUGUUUUGUAAAAUCCCCAGAGAAACUGCAGAUGCUAGCACUUGCCCGAAUGUCUGUAUCACUCUAUCAAUGUUUGAGUGGCUUCACCCCUGCUGUAAAUUUGGCUUGUUAUCACCUUCACCUCCUUUCAAGGUAACUGUACUGGGCCAUGUUGCACCUCCCUCCCUGGUGAGAGGGCCGGGCAGUGGGGCGGACAGGAAUGGAGCCUAGGUCAGGUGCAGCCAGGGAGCUGCAGGGGCCUGGGAAGGUGGGCAGGCAGGGUGGUGGGGUCUCCCUGCCUGAGGCCUCUGUCCUGCAACAUUGAACUGCCACGUGCUAUGGGGGCUGGAAGAUGAACAAGAAUGCCCUUGAUGAGCUGUGCACAAAGUGGUAUAAAGAACAGUGUGGUUCCAGGGUGUGAACAAAGUGCCUGGGAGCAAGAGAAGGCCCUUGAUUCGCCUCAGGCUUUCAGCAAAUGACAAAACCAUCAUCAUGAAGGCCUCGCAGGAAGACCCAGCACCAUGGGACCUGUAACUGCCCAGCAGACAGUGGCAGGCCAGGAAAACCCCAGUCAAUGUACUGGAACACUGCUGUGUCAUUACAGGGCACAGGCCAUGGAUGAAAAACGCUCUCUGCUCUGCCUUUUUUCUACUGUUUUAAUUUAUACUGGCAUGCUAAAGCCUUCCUAUCUUGCAUAAUAAAUGCUUCAGUGAAAAUGCA
This is a messenger RNA of Saimiri boliviensis boliviensis (Bolivian squirrel monkey), 1679 nucleotides long. RefSeq names its product CD247 molecule (gene CD247). Gene Ontology annotation, biological process: T cell receptor signaling pathway. Gene Ontology annotation, cellular component: alpha-beta T cell receptor complex; membrane. The record is from RefSeq and is a predicted model, not a curated record. Lineage: Eukaryota; Metazoa; Chordata; Mammalia; Primates; Cebidae. Gene Ontology annotation, molecular function: transmembrane signaling receptor activity.